Messenger RNA from Dentiscutata erythropus, 1343 nucleotides. NCBI's taxonomy places the organism in Eukaryota, Fungi, Glomeromycota, Glomeromycetes, Diversisporales, Gigasporaceae. The record is from the annotation of a GenBank genome assembly.
AACCACCCGAAAACGUAGCGAGAACCGCUAGAGGCAGAGAUAAUAUCGGUUUGAGUAGUUAUCAAACGUUACGUUCUGAUAGAAGGUAUGUAGAUAAUUCAAGUGAUUUUGGAUCGAGUAGCGAAGAUUCGAACAUGGUUAUUGAAACAUUUCGGUUUGGUAUCUUCCUGGAACAUUUGAAUUGUAAUUGCCUAAAAAUUACUUCUCUUCCUCAGAGAUGUAGAUAUACCACACAAGUGUUAUCUUUUUAUGAUGACAAAAUUACCAAGUAUGCUGAACAAUCUAUUAGACCGGUCACUCUCAAACAGUUAAUCCAAUUUGGUCAACCUCCGCUUAGUAUUUCUACGCUCCUUGAAUCAGCGCGAUAUACUAAAUUGGAACUCCCUGUUCGCCUUGCUCGUCGUAUAAAGGCUUUACAAAAGCUUCCAUUUAUAGUAGGAACUAAUCCAUAUAUCAAAAGAAUUUAUCAAUUGUACCUUGAUUCAUUUGAAUUGAUUUGUGACUUUCCUGAAAUUACUGAAGAGAAAACCGACGCAAAAUUUGCAGAUAUGCUAGCACAAAUCGUAGCAAGUCAUUCUGAGAACAUUCCUACAUUGGCUAAAGGAUUUCAAGAAUGUAAAAUAUAUAUGCCUGCGCAAGAUAUAAAGAAUUUUCUUGAUGACAUGAUUAAUUCUCGUAUUGGAAUACGUCUUAUCGCGGAACAACAUAUUGCUUUACACAACGCACGCGAUCCGAACUUUAUUGGGAUAAUAGACACUCAUACUAGUCCCGCAAAACUAAUUCAAUCAUGUACAAAUUGGGUUCAGGAACUUUGCGAAGGUCAUUAUGGUUCCUCUCCAGAAAUAAUUAUUGAUGGGCAAACAGAUACUACAUUUGCUUAUGUUCCAGUACAUUUAGAAUACAUAAUUUCUGAAGUGCUAAAGAAUUCUUAUCGUGCUACCGUCGAGUACAGUUCAAAAAUUAAACGGAAUAAUCAUCCACAAAUUGUAGCUACGAUAUCAAAAGGAGAAAACAAUAUCGGAAUUAGAAUUCGUGAUCAAGGCGGUGGUGUGGCUCCCGAGGAUCUGCCAUCGAUAUUUGAUUACUCUUUUACAACUGUACCUCAGGAUGAGGAUUCGCAUACUGCUGAGAUGGAUAAUAUAUUAUCAAACGUUAGCAGACGUGCUAUGCAAACUGGGUUGGGUGGACCGAUUGCUGGAUUAGGUUAUGGACUUCCUUUGACUCGUCUCUAUGCUAAGUUCUUUGGUGGAUCACUGAAUCUUAUAUCCCUUCAUAGUUAUGGAUGUGACUUGUUUUUGAGACUGAAUGAUAUUAGUAAAUCGUUAGACAAUUUGCGGAUUUAA